AUGUUACUGCUCUUCGCCCUGCCGACUCUAAUCGUCGCCUUCGAUAAUGCCCCUUCUAUGGAUCCGAUGAUCCCUACUGUCAGCCCCCAUGAGGCCAAUUCUGAUUCCUGUGCCGGCCAAUGCGCUUUCAAUUUGGUCGAGCAAAUCCGUGCACAACUGGGAAACGCGAAAACUGCGUCGCUCCUGCAGUUGAACUAUAACGACUUCCUCACCGCAUUCUCCAACACAACAUUCUUCGAAAACUUCUGCAAGUGA
Molecule: messenger RNA, 255 nt
Organism: Cooperia oncophora
Lineage: Eukaryota; Metazoa; Nematoda; Chromadorea; Rhabditida; Trichostrongylidae
Source: the annotation of a GenBank genome assembly